This is a messenger RNA of Bufo bufo (common toad), 775 nucleotides long. Its product is annotated as interleukin-1 receptor type 2-like. The record is from RefSeq and is a predicted model, not a curated record. Lineage: Eukaryota; Metazoa; Chordata; Amphibia; Anura; Bufonidae. The transcript has 7 exons. The coding region runs from base 36 to 551 and encodes 171 amino acids.
UCAGUCACUGUAUCUGACUCUUCUCUGUCUCUGUCAUGCAGCUGCCGGCAGGGAGGACGGGGCUCGGCUCGGCACCAGGUCUGGGGAGGGCACAUUGCCUGUCUCUAGUCUCUCUCCUUCUGAUCCACUGUCUCAUCAACAUAGCAGCAGCUUUGAAGUCACCGCAGAUUCUGCUCCCAGCAAAUGACACAGUCAUCAGCAAGGAAGGUGACAGUCUGAGAAUAGAGUGCAGAGCGCAGACGCGGUGGCCGAGGCUACACAACGUCUACUGGCUGGUCAAUAACAUGUUUGUGGAGGACGUAUAUCCUGAUGGACGAGUGACGGAGCAGAGCGGAGGGGCGCUCGCAGUAAACAGGACGGUGGAGCAGACUCUGGAGUUCACGACAGUGCAGAGCGAGGACUUCGAGAACACGUUCACCUGUGUGGUGCAGGAUCCGUCAGGAACAGACGUCAAACACUUUAACCUGAACCCAGAAAAUGAUGGUGGAAGAAUCAUUUACAGGUUAACGAUAAAGAAGGCUGAAAAAGAACCAGAUUCAGACAGACAAUGAGAGCGAUGGCGGUCAGCCACGGGGGCCAGGAAGGAAAGUGUGUUAGAGGGCCAGUGACUACAGAGCGCGCAUUCACAAGGAGUCAUGUGGUGUCCAGGAUCAAUGACCUGCAGGGGCAGGACAACCAAUCGCUGCUCCUCAUCAUCAUGGCGGCCGGACCAACGGACACAUCUGAUAGUGACACAAAAUACUGAGACGAAUAAACACGAGCCGUCGUCCAAUCA